AUGGCAACGGCUCGUGAAGUCACGGCGAGCGGGGCGGCUGCCGCUAGCGCGGGGUGCUGGGAUGGGAGCGUGGGAGGCAGAGGCGCGUCCCCCCCGCUCCGGCCCGCGGCCCCCCGGAAUGAGCGGUGUCCCCGGCAGCGCCGACGCCUCCGCCUGACCCCCGUGCUGCCCGCCGUGCCCGUGUCACCCUGCCCGUGUCACAUGCUCGUCAAGGAGUACCGCAUCUGCAUGCCGCUCACCACCGAGGAGUACCGCGUGGGGCAGCUCUACACCAUCAGCAAGCACAGCCAUCAGGAGAGCGAGAAGGGCGAGGGCGUGGAGGUGGUGAAGAACGAGCCCCACGAGGACCCUGUCCACGGCCCCGGCCAGUUCACUGAGAAGCGUGUCCACCUCUCCAGCAAACUGCCAAGCUGGGCACGGGCCGUGACCCCCCGCAUCUUCUACAUCACUGAGAAGGCCUGGAACUACUACCCCUACACCAUCACAGAGUACACGUGCUCCUUCCUGCCCAAGUUCUCCAUCUACAUCGAGACCAAGUACGAGGACAACUGUGGGGACAGCGAGAAUAUCUUCCACAGUGACAAAAUCCUGGGUGACCACGAGGUCUCUUUCCUGGACAUCGCCUUCGACGAGAUCCCUGAGCGCUACUACCGCAGCCUGGAGGACCCCCGUUUCUUCAGCUCGGCCAAGACGGGCCGGGGGCCACUGCGGGAGGGCUGGCGCCAGCACACCAAGCCCAUCAUGUGCUCGUACAAACUGGUGAGCGUCAAGUUCGAGGUGUGGGGGCUGCAGACACGGGUGGAGCAGUUCGUGCACAAGGUGAUCCGGGACAUCCUGCUGAUUGGGCACCGGCAGGCUUUCGCCUGGGUGGACGAGUGGUGCGGGAUGACGAUGGAGGAGGUGCGGCGCUACGAGCAGGAGACGCAGGAGGCCACCAACGAGCUCAUCGGCCUGGUGGCACCGGCCAUCUCGGUCAGCGAGGUGGGGCAGCCCACGGCCACGCACUCGGCCCCUGCCAGCGCCCCCUCCACCCCCCUCAGCGACGAGGCCCCCGAGUUCCUGGCUCCCCCCAAGACUCGCCCACGGAAGAAGUCGGCUCCGGAGACCCUGACGCUGCCCGCGCUGCGGGAACGCGCUGGUGCCGAGUGA
Cinclus cinclus is the source of this 1149-nucleotide messenger RNA. Its product is annotated as cytoplasmic phosphatidylinositol transfer protein 1-like. NCBI's taxonomy places the organism in Eukaryota, Metazoa, Chordata, Aves, Passeriformes, Cinclidae. Gene Ontology annotation, molecular function: phosphatidylinositol transfer activity; phosphatidylinositol binding. Gene Ontology annotation, cellular component: cytoplasm. Gene Ontology annotation, biological process: phospholipid transport. The record is from RefSeq and is a predicted model, not a curated record.